GGGGGGUGGGGGCGGAAGCUUUGAGGCCGGAACGGGUGCGCCGGGAUCGGGAGGUGGGGGGGCCGCUUAUCGCGUCGGACAGCGGCCCAGGAAAGCUAGGGGCGGGCGAGCCAGGGGCGGAUGGCAUGGCCGGCCGGCGGGUGAACGUGAACGUGGGCGUGCUGGGCCACAUCGACAGCGGCAAGACGGCGCUGGCCCGAGCGCUGAGCACCACGGCGUCCACCGCCGCCUUCGACAAGCAGCCGCAGAGCCGCGAGCGCGGCAUCACGCUGGACCUGGGCUUCUCGUGCUUUGCGGUGCCGCUGCCCAGCGCGGCCGAGCCUGGUGAGGCGCUGCUGCAGGUCACGCUGGUGGACUGCCCAGGGCACGCCUCGCUCAUCCGGACCAUCAUCGGCGGGGCCCAGAUCAUUGACCUAAUGAUGCUGGUCAUCGACGUGACCAAGGGCAUGCAGACCCAGUCAGCAGAGUGCCUUGUGAUUGGCCAGAUUGCCUGCCAGAAGAUGAUUGUAGUGCUGAACAAAAUAGACCUCUUAGCCGAAGGGAAGAGACAGACAGCCAUCGGCAAAAUGACCAAGAAAAUGCAGAAGACCCUCGAGAACACCAAGUUCAGGGGUGCUCCGAUUAUACCUGUAGCAGCCAAACCUGGGGGACCCGAGGCCCCUGAAACGGAAGCUCCACAGGGAAUCUCAGAGCUCAUUGAGCUCCUGAAGUCCCAGAUUUCCAUCCCGACAAGAGACCCCUCGGGCCCCUUCCUCAUGUCCGUGGACCACUGUUUCUCCAUCAAAGGCCAAGGCACGGUGAUGACUGGGACCAUCCUGUCCGGCUCCAUCAGCCUCGGAGACAGUGUGGAGAUUCCUGCCCUCAAGGUGGUGAAGAAGGUGAAAUCCAUGCAGAUGUUCCACACACCCGUCACCUCAGCCAUGCAGGGAGACCGACUGGGCAUCUGUGUCACCCAGUUUGACCCCAAGCUGCUGGAGCGUGGGCUGGUGUGUGCCCCCGAGUCACUGCAUACCGUCCAUGCGGCCAUCAUCUCCGUGGAGAAGAUCUCAUAUUUCCGGGGGCCAUUGCAAACCAAGGCCAAGUUCCACAUCACAGUGGGCCAUGAGACAGUCAUGGGCCGCCUGUUGUUCUUCAGCCCUGCGCCUGACAGCUUUGACCGAGAGCCUGUGCUGGACUCCUUUGACUUCUCCCAAGAAUACCUCUUCCAAGAGCAGUACCUGUGCAAGGACUCAAUGCCAGCAGCAGCAGACAGUGACGAGGCCGACAAGCAGGCGGGUCAGGCUGCAGAGGCCCGCUACCCCCGGCAGCAGUGGGCCCUCGUGGAGUUUGAGAAGCCCGUCACCUGCCCACGGCUGAGCCUAGUCAUCGGCUCCCGGCUGGAUGCCGACAUCCACGCCAACACGUGCCGGCUGGCCUUCCACGGGCUGCUGCUGCGUGGGCUGGAGGACAGGGGCUAUUCAGAGAGCAUCUUGCCCUUGCUGAAGGUGUACAAGCUGAAACAAAAGCACGGCCUCGUGGAGCGGGCGAUGGACGACUACAGCGUGAUUGGCCGCUCUCUAUUCAAGAAGGAGACCAAUAUCCAGCUCUUCGUGGGGCUCAAGGUGCACCUGUCCACAGGGGAGUUGGGAGUCAUCGACAGCGCCUUUGGCCAGAGCGGCAAGUUCAAGGUCCAUAUCCCUGCUGGCCUCAGUCCUGAGUCCAAGAAGAUCCUGACGACGGCUGUCAAGAAGCGAGGCCGGGCAGGCCAGGGGGAGGCAGCCAAGCAGGAGGAGGGGGCCGAGCGGCCGGAGCCUGUGCAGCACGUGGGGCUCAGCCUGUCGUUCAAGCGCUAUGUCUUUGACACCCACAAGCGCAUGGGCUCCAUCCCAGCCUGUGUACACCUUGUGCCCAACUGGCACCGCCAAGUUCAUCACGACACACAAGAACCACAAUGUCAUGGACUGCACCAAUAGCAAAAGGGCCCUCGAUCCAGAACUCACCUCCGGCCUGACCUCACCUCCCCAUCCUGACCUCACCUCCGGCCUGACCUUCUUCCUUCCAUCACCAUCUUCACCCCCUUCCCUCCCUGAUGUCACCACCGUCAUCACUCACUUCCAUGCCAUUGUGACAGUACCUCUCCUACUGUCCCAGCCUUCUUGCUGCCUUCGUAUUCACACCACUAGCACCUCCCCACCUUGUGUUGCCAUCUUUGACUCAAGUUUCUGCUUCACCAUGUUUGUGGAGGACCUCAGGGAAGCUGUGACCCAGAAGGUCCCUGAGCCAGGUCCUGUGCGGUGUGGUGUACAUGGAGUCUGGCAGGGUCUGAGCCGAGGACAGGGAGGAGGUGACAGGGUGGGGCAGAUCUCCCAGUAAUCCUGGCUGGCCCUGGCCAAGGAGCGAGGUGCCCAGGAGGCAUGGAAGAGUUGCCCCUCUGUGGGCCUGGGCACCAGGGCACAUUCUCAGCUCAAUGUGGCUGUGGCCUGCGCGGAGGGGUCCUGCGUUCCAUGGAAGUGGAAGGCCUGGGGGAGAGAGCAGGGCUGGAGACCUCAACAUGGUCCUCGGUGCCCCGAGUGGCUGUGGGCACGGCUGGCAACAGGCAGGACUAUUGUGUAACGGCUGUG
Messenger RNA from Heterocephalus glaber (naked mole-rat), 2600 nucleotides. RefSeq names its product eukaryotic elongation factor, selenocysteine-tRNA specific (gene Eefsec). Lineage: Eukaryota; Metazoa; Chordata; Mammalia; Rodentia; Bathyergidae. The record is from RefSeq and is a predicted model, not a curated record. Gene Ontology annotation, molecular function: GTP binding; translation elongation factor activity; GTPase activity. Gene Ontology annotation, biological process: selenocysteine incorporation.